Hypanus sabinus (Atlantic stingray) is the source of this 1554-nucleotide messenger RNA. Its product is annotated as eukaryotic translation initiation factor 3 subunit E-A. The transcript has 13 exons. Gene Ontology annotation, cellular component: nucleus; eukaryotic translation initiation factor 3 complex; cytoplasm. The record is from RefSeq and is a predicted model, not a curated record. Gene Ontology annotation, molecular function: translation initiation factor activity. Bases 61 to 1401 code for a protein of 446 amino acids. Gene Ontology annotation, biological process: translational initiation. NCBI's taxonomy places the organism in Eukaryota, Metazoa, Chordata, Chondrichthyes, Myliobatiformes, Dasyatidae.
GUGUCCGCGGACAGAGUCAAUUGAUAAAGUUGCACUGGUUUGAAUCCUUCUCUGGCCAGGAUGGCGGACUACGAUCUGACGAUGCGAAUUGCAAAUUUCCUGGAUCGCCACUUGGUUUUCCCGCUGCUCGAGUUCCUGUCGGUCAAAGAGAUUUACAAUGAAAAGGAGCUUCUCCAAGGGAAACUGGACCUACUCAGUGACACAAACAUGGUUGACUUCGCUAUGGAUGUAUACAAAAACUUGUAUCUUGAUAAAGAGAUUCCUCAAGCUCUGAGAGAAAAGCGUACAACUGUGGUUGCACAACUGAAACAACUCCAGUCAGAAACGGAACCAAUUGUGAAGAUGUUUGAGGACCCAGAAACUACACGGCAAAUGCAGCCCACCAGAGAUGGGCGAAUGCUGUUUGAUUAUUUAGCAGAAAAGCAUGGGUUUCGUCAGGAGUAUUUAGACACUUUGUACCGAUAUGCUAAAUUCCAAUAUGAGUGUGGUAAUUAUUCGGGUGCAGCAGAGUACCUUUACUUUUUCCGAGUUCUGGUUCCUUCAACAGACCGGAAUGCUUUAAGUUCCCUCUGGGGCAAACUAGCAUCAGAGAUACUGAUGCAGAAUUGGGAAGCUGCAAUGGAGGAUCUAACACGACUCAAAGAGACCAUUGAUAACAAUACUGUCAGUUCUCCUCUUCAGUCUCUUCAGCAAAGGACAUGGUUAAUCCACUGGUCACUGUUCGUAUUCUUCAACCACCCCAAAGGCAGAGACAACAUCAUUGACCUUUUCCUCUAUCAACCGCAAUAUCUAAAUGCCAUUCAGACUAUGUGUCCACACAUUCUUCGUUACCUGACCACAGCUGUGAUCACCAAUAAGGAUGUCCGAAAACGUAGGCAGGUCCUAAAAGAUUUAGUAAAAGUCAUCCAGCAGGAGUCUUACACAUACAAAGACCCAAUCACAGAAUUUGUGGAGUGCCUGUAUGUGAAUUUUGAUUUUGAUGGUGCUCAGAAAAAGCUCAGAGAGUGUGAAUCGGUGCUUGUGAAUGAUUUCUUCUUGGUGGCCUGCCUUGAGGACUUCAUAGAGAAUGCCCGGCUCUUUAUCUUUGAGACAUUUUGUCGUAUUCAUCAGUGCAUUAGCAUCAGCAUGCUUGCAGAGAAACUGAAUAUGACUCCUGAAGAAGCAGAGCGAUGGAUUGUCAACUUGAUUCGAAAUGCCAGGCUAGAUGCAAAAAUAGAUUCCAAACUGGGACAUGUCGUCAUGGGAAACAAUGCUGUUUCACCAUACCAACAGGUUAUUGAGAAAACAAAAAGCCUCUCUUUUCGGAGUCAGAUGUUGGCUAUGAACAUUGAGAAAAAGAUGAAUCAAAACAACAGGACUGAGGCUCCCAACUGGACUACUACAGACUCUGGCUUUUACUGAAAAUAAAUGCUGAAUAAUAUACAAAUUGAAGAUCAGACCAGUCCUGGUUUACCAGACCAAAUGAAGUUCAUCUUUGCAAUAAUCCAUUUUUAAUAUCUUUGUCACAUUUUGAAAAUUGUGUUUAUGGGUCAAAUAAAAUGUGAUUUUAAAAUA